This is a messenger RNA of Acanthosepion pharaonis, 813 nucleotides long. The record is from the annotation of a GenBank genome assembly. NCBI's taxonomy places the organism in Eukaryota, Metazoa, Mollusca, Cephalopoda, Sepiida, Sepiidae.
AUGCCAAUCCUGGGAGCGGACUUCCUAACUCAUUAUGCAUUGUCAGUAGAACUUGCUUCCCGGACACUAACCGACACAAAUACGAAUAUAAAACGUUGUGGUUUUACCUCGAAACAUUCAACGAUUGGACUGACGAAUAUUAUACCUACAGCUAAUGGCUACGAUGAAAUAAUACGUCAGUACCAGACACUGUUAACACCGUCGUCACGAAAUGAACCCGUUAGACAUCAUGCUAAGCACAGCAUUAAAACAACUGGUUCCCCAGUUUAUUCACAACCACGUAGACUUCAUCCCGCCAAAUUGAAGAUCGCAAGAGAUGAGUUCGACAACAUGCUCAAGCUAGGAAUUAUACGUCCUUCAAAAAGUCCUUAUGCCAGCCCUCUACAUAUGGUCACGAAAGCGGAUUCGACCAGUUGGCGUCCAUGCGGAGAUUACAGGUUACUGAAUGCCCAAACCAUUCCGGACAAAUACCCUAUUCCGCACAUAAAAGAUUUUGCGCUGUCAUUAGAAGGUGCUACAGUCUUCACUAAGCUAGACCUCAAAAAGGCUUACUACCAGAUACCAAUUGAGGAAGACGACAUACAAAAGACUGCGAUCACCACUCCAUUCGGACUAUUUGAAUUCACAAGAAUGCCAUUUGGUUUACGAAACGCCGCGCAGACAUUCCAAAGGUUAAUAGACGAGGUAUUACGUGUCAAUUUCUUCAGAUACUUUUCUCUUCUUUCUUCCACAAAUCUCUUUUCUCUUCCUUUUUUCUUCAAAUACAUUUCUUUUACUUCUUCAGAAAUUCUUUUUCUCUUUCUUAGGAGCUGA